AUGAACGUCGGAGCGAAUGGAGGCCGUUUCGAUUUUGACGACGGCGGUACCUAUUGUGGAGGUUGGAAUGAUGGUAAAGCACAUGGACACGGUGUAUGUACAGGUCCCAAAGGUCAAGGUGAAUACUCUGGUGCAUGGCAAUAUGGUUAUGAAUUUUCCGGCAU
Adineta ricciae is the source of this 164-nucleotide messenger RNA. Lineage: Eukaryota; Metazoa; Rotifera; Eurotatoria; Adinetida; Adinetidae. The record is from the annotation of a GenBank genome assembly.